UAACCGCACUGCACCGUUUCCUGAUGUUUGAAACACUUCAGAAUUAUAGGAAGACUGUCGAUGCAAACGGAGAUGGAGCAGCUUUCGGACGAUGAGCUGGACCACGCCGCGGAGGAGGACAGCGACAAGGAGGAUCAGGACCUGGACAAGAUGUUUGGAGCCUGGCUGGGGGAGCUGGAUAAGCUGACACAGAGCCUGGAUGAUGGAAAGCCAGAGAAGGUGCAGAAGGCCCCCCUCAGACAGGAGACCAACCUGGCCAACUUCUCCUACCGCUUCUCCAUGUACAACAUCAACGAGGCGCUGAACCAGGGGGACGCGGUGGACCUGGACGCCCUGAUGGCGGACCUGUGCUCCAUAGAGCAGGAGCUGAGCAGCAUCAGCAAGCCCCACGGCGGAGCGGGGGGGUCCCGCCUGGGCGUGCCGGGGGGCGAGGCCAAGCUCCGGCAGAAACCCCCGCCGGGGCGGAGCGGGAGCGCCAAGCACGGGGGCGGGGGGGGCAGCAGCGGCGGGAGCAGCAGCGGCGGGAGCAGCGCCCGGGCCUCGCCCUCCUCCACGGUGCGGGGCGGGAGCAGCCACGCCCGCCCGCUGGCCUCCAACCUCUCCCUCGAUGACAUCACCGCCCAGCUGGAGCAGGCCUCGCUCAGCAUGGACGAGGCGGCUCGCCAGAGCUCCUCCCCCACCUCGGCGGGCCCCGCCCCCGUCUCCGUCUCCCUCGCCUCCGCCGCCGCCUCCUCGUCCUCCUCCUCCUCCUCCACCUCCACCUCGGCCGCCACGCUCCGCCGGCCCUCUUCCUCCUCCUCAUCCUCGCACCACCGCCGGACGGGCUCGGCCGGCACGGUCAGCGACCACGACGUGCGGUCCAUCGGAAACUCCUCCCGCUCCAGCAUUAACUCCGCCUCCGCCUCCAGCAUGGACUCGCUGGACAUCGACAAGGUGCUCCGCCCGCCCGAAAUGGACGGGGUGCAGUGUCCCUCCACCCAGCAGCAGCCCCCCCAGGGACAGCCCAGCACAGAGCAUGCCUUGCUGCGAUGGCCCGGCGGUAAGCAGGCCAGACGGCACCUUGACUUUGCCUCGCAGGAAGUGGAAGUGGACUUGAGCACUCACUCCUAUCUGGACAGGGAAACCUCGCUCAUUCUGAGAAACAUGGCCGGAAAGCCCUCUCACUUGCUGACCAAGGAGGAGCAGGCUGCCAAGCUGAAAGCGGAGAAGAUCAGAGUGGCCCUGGAGAAGAUCAAAGAGGCUCAGGUGAAAAAGCUGGUGAUCCGGGUGCACAUGUCGGACGAGAGCUCCAAGACCAUGAUGGUGGACGAGCGGCAGUCGGUCCGGCAGGUGCUGGACAGCCUCCUGGACAAGUCCCACUGCGGCUACAGCCCCGACUGGUCGCUGGUGGAGACCAUUAACGAGCUGCAGAUGGAGCGGAUCUUCGAGGAUCAUGAGAACCUGGUGGAGAAUCUGCUGAACUGGACCCGCGACAGCCAGAACAAGCUGAUGUUCAUCGAGCGCAUCGAGAAGUACGCUCUGUUCAAAAACCCCCAGAACUACCUUCUGGGAAGGAAGGAGACGUCCGAAAUGGCCGACAGGAACAAGGAAGCUCUGCUGGAGGAGUGUUUCUGUGGAAGCUCUGUGACUGUGCCGGAGAUCGAGGGAGUCCUCUGGCUGAAGGAGGAUGGAAAGAAGUCGUGGAAGAAGCGCUACUUCCUCCUGCGGGCCUCUGGGAUAUACUUUGUUCCCAAGGGCAAGGCCAAGGCCUCCAGGGACCUGGUCUGCUUCCUGCAGCUGGACCACGUUAAUGUGUACUACGGCCAGGACUACCGCAGCAAGUACAAGGCCCCCACGGACUACUGCCUGGCCCUGAAGCAUCCUCAGAUCCAGAAGAAGUCCCAGUACAUAAAGUACUUGUGCUGCGAGGAUGUCAGGACUCUCCACCAAUGGGUCAACGGAAUCCGCAUCGCCAAGUACGGGAAACAGCUGUAUGUGAACUACCAGGAGGCCAUGAAGCGCACGGAGGCCGCCUACGAUUGGUCCUCCCUCUCCAGCUCCAGCAUCAAAUCAGGCUCCAGCUCCUCCAGCCUGCCAGAGUCCCACUCCAACCACUCCACCCAAUCAGACAGCGGGGUGUCGGACACCACCUCCUCGGGCCACGCCCGGUCGCAGAGUGUGGUCAGCUCCAUCUUCUCCGAGGCCUGGAAGAGAGGCACGCAGAUGGAGGAGAACACCAAGGUCAAAGUGGAGUCCGUCAGAGGAAGCCACCCCCCCCAGACCCCCCGAAGCAGUCUGACGCACGCGUCCCCCCAGCCCUCCCCCUCCCCGCCCCCUCCGCCUCCCCCGCCCCCUCCCCCCCCGCCCCCGCUUCCCAACCCGCCCCACCAGGCCGCGCCCACCGUGUUCACCAAAUACAGCACCCUCGCCCGGCUGCAGAACGCCUCCCAGGGAGCCAAUCACUACAAGCCGCCCGCCGCGGCCCCGCCCCCUGGGCCCCCCGCCCCCCCCGCCGCAGUCCCUAACGUCCCGCCCCCUCCCCCGCCCCCGCCCCCUGCCUCCGUCCCCGCCCCCGGGUCUGCCAUGGCCGUGCUGAAGCUGGGGCCCGUAAGCCCCAUCAGCCCCGCCCUGCCCGGGUUCACGCCCCCCCCCGCCCCCCCACACCAGCACCAGCAGCCGCUGCCGUCGCCGCCACCGCCCCCGCCCACCGUCCACCCGCAGAGCAACGGCAUGCUGCCUCCCCCGCCCCCCGCAGUGACCAAAUACGCUCCCCCCGCCCUGAACAAAUACCCUCCCCCCUUCAGCAGUAACGGCCUCCAGCAGGUGCUGGCCCAGAAGUUCCCCAACCUGCCCCACGACUUCUCCCCUCCCUACGGCCAGGCCGAGUCUCCGCCUCCACCUCCCCCGCCCCCUCCGCCUCCCCCGGUCCCUGCUCCUCCCCCACCCCCGCCCCAACAAGUGCCUACCCCCCAUCCCCCUCCGCCCGCCCCCGUUAAGCUGUUCUACGGGGGGUUCCCUCCCCAGACUGCCCCCAAACCCUGUGGGCCGGGCCUCCCAACCUAGCCCCGCACCCUCCUCCUCCUCCUCCCCCCCCCUCCCCCUCCCCCGCCUUCUCAUCCCGCCCCGUUGAGGAAGCAGCAGAGCUUGUCGGCAGGAAGCACCCAAAACCAGCCCCCGCCCACCCUGCCCAAGCAGCACAGCUUCCCGUCUAAAGGCCUGCCCCUGACCCAUCCCAUCUCCCCCACGCCCUCUCUGGUCAAGCAGAUGGCCAGUCAGUUCCCCGGGUCGUCUCCCACGACCCCUAACGCCCCCCUGUCCCCCCCCGUGGUGAAAACCAAGCCCAAGUGGCAGCCCGUGGGGCAGGUACAGCAGCAGUCCCCCGAAUUCCCCCCGCCUCCGCCGGAGAGCACCCUCAACUUCCCUCCCCCUCCCCCUCCCUUGCCCCCUGCCCCGACCCCCCCGCCGCCCCCUCUCCCGCCGACCAAGACGUCGCCCUUGAAGAAGUCGCCCUCGUCCUCGUCCGCUGGGGGAAAGAGGCCCCCCCCGACGCCCCAGCGCCACUCCAGCAUCAAGUCCAACUCCUCGGCGGACUACCAGGAGUCCAAGUCGGUGGGGAGCCUGGUCAGCAAGUUCGGCCAGCCCCCCGCGCCCAGCUCGGGAUCGGGGUCCUCCCCCGCCUCUUCCUCGGGGUCCCCCUCCAAGGAUUCCAUGGGCCCCCCGGCCCCGCCCAAGCCCGGGAAGCUCAACCUGUCCAACCUCCCGCUGGCCCUGCAGGCCAAAGUGGGCCAGCACCGGCAGUCCAGCGCCGAUUUCCCCUCCCCCCCGUCCGAGUGCGACUACUUCCCCCCUCCCCCGCCCGACUCGGAGCUCCUCCCCCCUCCCCCACUGCCCCCCGACCCCCAUGGCGGCGCCCCGAAAGUCGCCGUGGUCAACCCCCAGCCCCCGGCCCAUUCCUCCGCCCCCUCCACCUGGAGCAAGGGCUCGCUGAAGAAGACCACGCCCCUUCCCACGCUGCACCGCCGCAACACCGCCACCCCCGAGCCGCCGCCCCCGCCCCUCUCCCCGCCCCCCUUCGGCGGCCCGCAGCUGGCCCCCCCCACCUCCCCCAAGGGCAACCUGGCCGUCCAGCCCAACUUCCUGGAGGACCUGAACCGGACCCUGAAGAGGAAGUCCAUCACCAGGCACAGCUCGCUCACUUCCUCCCGCAUCUCGGCCAAGCUGGAGCCCGUGGCCACCAUGGACGACAUGGCGCUGCCGCCCCCCCCGCCGGAGCUGCUGCUGGAGACGCAGAAUCAGGGGGGGUACAUGUCCGGGAACAUCUCAGGCUAUGCAACGCUGCGGCGGGGGCCACCCCCGGCACCCCCCAAACGGGACCAAAGCACCAAACUGACUGGGGAGUGGUAGUUGAGGACCAGGGGUGGGUUGGGGGGGCGGUGAGAAAGGGGACCUUUUUGUGCGAUGGCUGAGUAUGCAGGCCCAUGGGAUUCCUUCUCUUCUUCGUGAACUUUCUGGUUUCUCAGCUGCAGUCCGCGAGCAGGAGUUCGCCAGAAUCCUGCUCCUCUGAUUCCGGCAUCAUCACUACUUUACUCCGUAAACAAAACUCACCACCUGCUUCUCCGUGUGUUUGCGCCGCUUAUGGUAUUAAUUGUAGGUGAUUAUACAAAAACGUGACGCUAAGAAUGACUUUUGUUGCAAUAUAUUGGUACUGCAUGGACAACUCUAUGGACAUGAUGUAACAUGAGACCCUGCUUGGGGAGGGGAGGGGUGGGGGUUGGGGGGGGGAGUGAUGUGUCAUCAUCGAAUUGAAAGAUAUAAUUGGACUUCGGUGGUGAAUAGUUCUAUCUUUGUUUUUUUUUAUAUAUAUAAAAUUAUUUAAUACAUGCAAAAGAUUUUCUUAUUUUAGAGUUAAGUUUUUAAAAGCCUUGGAGAGUCGAGCUGUGUCUCGACGGCGAGCCUGCGUGCAGAAACAGAGGUGUGAGAGGAACGGUAUGUGAGGGAGUGGUUUUGGGAAGGGGAGCCAGGUUUUGGGAACGGGACAGUGGUUUGGGAAGGGGAGCCUGGUUUGGGAAGGAGAGCCUGGUUUGGGAUGGGAAGACUGGUUUGAGAAUGGGAACAGCGGUUUGGGAAGGAGAGCCUGGUUUGGGAUGGGAAGACUGGUUUGAGAAUGGGAACAGCGGUUUGGGAAGGAGAGCCUGGUUUGGGAUGGGAAGACUGGUUUGGGAAUGGGGACAGCGGUUUGGGAAGGGGAGCCUGGGUUGGGAAGGAGAGCCUGGUUUGGGAAGGGGAGCGCUGAGAGGCGCUCAGCGACGCAGGAUCCUGGACCUGCGCGCUGCGGCUCUCCCGUUGUGACCGAUUCUGGCGGCUCCCCCAAAAGACACCCCCGGAGCGGCGGGCGCGGUGGGCAGCGGCCUUCGGACAACCGCACAGCUGUCUGACUUCCUCGUUUUAUGAAGGACUGUACAGAUGUGUUAGACGUUUACUCAACGCAAGGAGGAGACUUUGCGUAUUGUACCAAACCCCCCCCUGAGAACCUUAAAAAGAACGCGAUUGCUUUACGACUGGAAUGCGAGAGACAACGUGAUUCAGAUGACCUUUUGUGUUUUGAGACUUCUGGGUUUUUUUUUUUUUUUUUUUUUUUUUGGUUUUAAAAAAAAACUUUUUUAAAGGUUUGGAGCUUAAAAAAAAAAAACGAAAAAAAAAAACAAAAACGAAUGAAACGCCCUUAACUGUCCACCUUUGCAAACUGCUGGGUUGUGUGUAAUGUGGGCUUGACCUGCUCUGUCUGUUUAUGCUGGUCACCUUUGCUAUGCUAUCUUUCUGUACUUACCGCUGCUCCUGUCUUUAAUGGAAUCCUUUGGUCCCAACCUCUUUAAGUACUGGGGAGGGAAAGGAAAGGUGAAGCCGAUUGGUCGCCUACGAGAAGAGAGUCGGUUUGAGGUGGGUCGUAUCUACUAAACACCAAGGAAAUGGCUGCCACAGCGAGCAACCCACAUUUCUUGGGCUUGAUGUCUGCUGGGAGUCAGAGAGGAUCAUGGGACCUGGAGUUCUUCAGUCUCACAGUCAAUCACGACUUCUCUCUACCUUCAAGGGUGCUAGGACUGGUCUGCUGUGGCAGUAUCAGCACAGAGCUAAUGGCCGGAUAAGGAAUGCAGCAGGCCCGGUUAACGGUAUCGUUUGCACGUGCACCUGCGCGUGUCUGUACUCUGACCUUCCUCUCCGGUCGCUGCCUCUGUGUCCAUCCAAAGGAGAUUACUUUCUGACUACGAAAAAAGAAUGGGCAACAACGAGAAGUCGGCCAAAAGCCGAGAAAUGUAACUUGCAAAUCAUAUAAAUGUGUAUACAUAUUUCCUUGCCUCCUGACCUGUUGCCAUAGUGUCGAUAGUUGUUUAUUCCCGUACAUUGUUAUUCUGUUUUAAGGUUUUCAAUUAUCUGCAAGUGAAUUAUGUAAGCAUUAAAUUAUUGAAAUAUUGUAUCUGAUCACAAAGGCCAAAGGAGCUCUUUAAAGUCAGGAACAUCUCUGAAAUAUAUAAAUACAUUGGAAAAUAAAAAUAAAAUGUCUCUUGCAUUUAAACUGA
Anguilla anguilla (European eel) is the source of this 6554-nucleotide messenger RNA. It is a transcript of the gene raph1a, whose product is annotated as Ras association (RalGDS/AF-6) and pleckstrin homology domains 1a. Gene Ontology annotation, cellular component: cytosol; plasma membrane. NCBI's taxonomy places the organism in Eukaryota, Metazoa, Chordata, Actinopteri, Anguilliformes, Anguillidae. The transcript has 19 exons. The record is from RefSeq and is a predicted model, not a curated record. Gene Ontology annotation, biological process: signal transduction.